This is a messenger RNA of Antrostomus carolinensis (chuck-will's-widow), 504 nucleotides long. RefSeq names its product palmdelphin-like. The transcript has 3 exons. Gene Ontology annotation, biological process: regulation of cell shape. Gene Ontology annotation, cellular component: cytoplasm; membrane. The record is from RefSeq and is a predicted model, not a curated record. The annotation marks the transcript as partial. Lineage: Eukaryota; Metazoa; Chordata; Aves; Caprimulgiformes; Caprimulgidae.
UUGUCAGUCAACUCAUGCCAGCACUCUCCACGUCUGCCGCUUCUACACACCCUCAUUACAUGUAUCUGUCUGGACUGAUCUGCUCAUCUGUUCAGGGACUCUCCUGAGAAGUCAAAAAUUUUGCCUUCUCUCUGCUCUGGAAUUGGAUCAAAUCACCUCAGCUUUUUUUUGUGGCCCCACCAGGAGGCUUUUUGCUUAUGGUCUCAUUCUGUUUUCCUUCACUACUUGUCUGUUUUUGAUUUCUAGAAUGGAGGAAGCCGAAUUGCUGAAAGAAAGAUUCCAGGCCAUAACAGACAAAAGAAAACUGCAAGAAGAAAUUACACAGAAACGUCUAAAAGUGGAAGAGGAAAAAAUGAAACACCAACACUUAAAGAAAAAGGCCUUAAGAGAAAAAUGGCUCUUGGAUGGCCUUAGUUCUCUCACUCCAAAAGAACAAGAAGAAAUGCAAAAGCAGAAUCAGGAGGACCAACAACGGACUCGUGAGCUGGAACAAGACAUUUUCAG